Molecule: messenger RNA, 1200 nt
Organism: Morus notabilis
Lineage: Eukaryota; Viridiplantae; Streptophyta; Magnoliopsida; Rosales; Moraceae
Exons: 7
Coding region: 51-1064 (337 amino acids)
Source: RefSeq, a predicted model, not a curated record
CACGUGCCUGACACUAGUUUUCAGCAAAGAGCGAUUAGCGAGGGUGUUGAAUGGCGAAAUCCUCUCUCUCACUCCAAUUCACAAUCCUCUUCUCUCUUUCUCUAUCCGCCGCCUACUCCAUCUCUUCCUCUCUCAAGUCGCUUUCGCUAUCCGCACCCUCCGGAGCCCCCAAGGCCACUCCUUCCGAUUUGCUCUCUCUUCUCGGCCCCAAACGCCGCUCCUCGGCGGUCAAUCCUCUUGUGGCCCAAGAACUCAAGUCAUGCUUCAAAUUUCUCGUGCCUUUUACUCCGAAUCGGAACGAAACGGUCCGUGGAAGCUGGUUUUCCCAUAGAAGGAGCUUGAGACCGGACAGAAAUGGAGGUCGGACGAGGAGAGAGGAGGAGGAGAACGAGCUCGUUUGGUGGCCCCCACGGCCAGUGUUGGAAUUGGCUCGGCUCGCCGUCGAUUCCGGUGGCGAUCCCGGAGCUAUUCAUAGAGCUCUUGACCCGACCAUAAUUCCUGUACCUGAUGUUGAAGGAUCAGAAGAAGUAAGGUGUCAGCUCACCAGAACACCAUAUGGGAGACACUUUAUAAGUGAGGAACUGAAUUCGUACUUUGAGUUGUUGUUUGAACUUAUUGUUGCUAGGGCUCCCGCUAUUGGGUUGAAUUUAUCGUUGACUCGCUAUGAUUUGUUUCAUGGGCACCUUUUAAUUGCCAGAGACACCGGAAGACUUGGUAUAUUGUUUCAUGCAAAAGAAUACCCAGCAUUUGAUAAAAAAACGUUUCCAUACAACAUGGGCUAUUGUCAAAGAGGGUCAAAUGUGACAUAUGAUGAUUCAAUGAACUUGCGAAAUAUUCUUUGGCUGGCUCCGUUGCCCAGCAAUUCAAACAAAGCUUGGGAAGCACCAGGUGUCCUGGUGGUGCUGGAUGCCUGUCCCGGAGGAAUUAUAUAUCGAGAUAUUAUACCUGAAUAUGCCAAUUUUGUGAGAACCAUAUAUGAAGAUGAUCUCGGGGAUGUUAUAGUCGAUGUCAAUUACUUGAACGUAGGAGAUGAAGUCCCAAAUUAUAAACUUUUCAUUUGUUGACAUUCUUUGUAAGUUACACCCGAACUUGUUUUACCCUUUUUUUUCUCUCUCCUGGCCAAUGGUGGUUGAACAGUAAAUCAAUCUCAAAUAACAGAUUGCCAUAAUAUUUGUGGAAAAACCGAGUAAUUGGAGAGGA